Molecule: messenger RNA, 1174 nt
Organism: Symbiodinium necroappetens
Lineage: Eukaryota; Dinophyceae; Suessiales; Symbiodiniaceae
Source: the annotation of a GenBank genome assembly
GGAAAAGGACCGCCAGGGCGCCGGGGGCCAGGAGUCUGAGAAGGCGGGCAGCCAGCACAGCCAGCCCGAUGGAUAUCCAGAAGCAGGGCUGGAUGAGGCGCCAGCUGAGGAAGCAAACAGAACGAAGCCGGAGGAGGUAGUCGUGCGAACGAGAAGAGGGCUGCCACCUCCAGUACCUCCGAAAGUGCCGAGCUUGGACGAGCUGUCCAACGACUUGGAGGUCCCCUCAGAGCUGCCCAGCACGGUCCCGCCGUCGGCUGUGGUUCCAGAGGAGGGUGUCGCCGUAGCGCUGGACCUCGGCUCCAUAAGGACGCUUGUGGCACAGCGGCGGAUCAACACGGCCCUCAGGCACCUCGCUCAGGCCGACUACGGAUCCGAGGGCCGGCAGCUCCGCCUUCGCUGCCUCGCCGGCAUGCGCCGCUACGCCGAGGCCGCAGAGGAGUGCAAGCAGAUGGGCGCGGAGGCCACCGGCUUCGAGGUGAAAUUCUUCUUGGCUCAGCUUCCUUGGCUUCUCCAUGCAGAUGCCUACCAGACCAUGCUGCACCUCAAGGCUCUGGCACAAAGUUGGCCAAGCGAAGGCGCAGCCCAAGAUCGACUGGAGCUGCUGCAGGUGCUGUCUCAUUUGUCCCUGGUGGUGGGCCACGGGCGCCUGGCCGCUGAAGAGUUGCAGCGUGCUCUUGCAGAAGGAGAUUGCCGCCAGCUGUGGUCGCUGCUUGGAAGGCACCACUUGUCAGCGGGCAAUCUCCCCGCAUCAGAUGCUGCCUUUGCAAAGGCGCAGGCUGUCCCCGGGCAGGAGUCGACAGUCUUGCUCAAUUCGGGACUUCGGGCCAUGGCGCUGGGCGACUUCGAGGCUGGCAGGGAUUCCUUCGAAGCCGCAGCUGCGGCUCUGCACGCAGACGAGGGCUCGCAGCCCCAGGAGGUCCUCGCAGCAGAGAACAACUUGGCGGUCUGCAAAUUCUACACUAAGGACCUUCGCGGCGCAUGCGAGGGGCUAAAGGCCCUAGUCUCCAGGGAUCCGGUGCGCUUCCUCGUGCCGUGCCUUCUGCAGAACUUGGCCUCCUUCUACGAGUUCGCACAGGAUGCUGCCAGCCAGCGGAAGAUCCUGCGGGAUCUGGCAGGAGCUGCGCAGUUGGAGGACCUGGAACCCCGGCUCUUCCAAGCUCCGCAAACGUGA